GAACACAAAGGCCUUUUUACAGUAUUUUCUUUCUAUUCCUAUACAUAUCGUUUUUUGAGCUCACUCCCGCACUCUAUCAAUACAUAUCUCUAUGGUUUUACCGCUCGUUUUCGAAUCGCCAUUAAGUGUUUGUUUUCCGGCCAACUUCGGCUCUCUCAUUGAGUAUACCUAUGUGUACACGUAGGUUUCUGCCAUCAAAAGCGCCGAAGGAAGAAAUGUGUAUAUAGUUCGGCCAUUUGACCGCUAGAGGCGAUAAUUCAUGGAGCAUACUUUUGGCUGAACCUUUUCCAGAAGUAUCGGCAAUCUUCCUACUUAUCUCUGUUUGUAAUAUUUAUAAUAUGCUAAUAUGCAAUAACUUAUUUUUGAAUAUAUUGUAAAAGAAGUAAUUCAUAAUGGGGCAUGAUACAAAUUCAGAAUCUGAGAGUAUUUUGUCUGAAUCUAAUGAUUUGGCGAAAGACGUUGAUGUUGCUGCUAAAAUCAAAAGAGAUGAAAAGCCUCACAAGUGUACUUUUGAUGGUUGCAAUUUAUCUUUUUCUAGACCAUCUCGAUUAAAAAGGCAUAUGAAAUUUCACACGGGAGAGAGGGACUACAAAUGUACGUAUCCCGAUUGUGAUAAAACUUAUACGAACAAUUCUCAUUUGAAACGACAUAUGGAGAGCCACAAUGCAGUAAAAAAAUUAUAUAAAUGCCCAGAAUGCUCAUUACAUAUUAGUAAUCAACAUAACUUAAAACGUCAUUAUAAUACAAUGCAUAUAAAUCAUGACAAAUUAACUUGCAAAGAUUGUAAUGAAACUUUUGUAAAAAAAUACCAGUUUAAGAUACACAUGGCAAAACAUAAUUCGGUUUUAUAUAAAUGUGAUGAAUGUAAUAAAAGUUUUAAAAAUAUUACAAAAUUUAAAAGGCAUAAAGCAUAUCAUGAACAAGGAGGUAAACAAUAUCCAUGCAAUAUGCCAGGAUGUAAUGAAGUUUUUAAAAAAUGGCUGCUUCUUUGUGCACAUAAAAAAACUCAACAUGUAAAUGAUUACAAAUGCAAAAACUGUGGUAAAAUAUUUUUGAGCAAACGACAUUUAAAAAUUCAUUCUCAAGUUCACAUGGAAAAUAGAUCUGUUGUAUCUUGUCCUUUUGAAAAAUGCCCUCGUGUUUAUUACUUUAAAAGUAAUUUAACUCAUCAUAUACAGACUUAUCAUCUUGGAAAAAAAUAUGAGUGUGAUAUAUGUAAAAUAAAGAUUGGAUCAAAACAAAGAUUAGCAAUACAUAUUCGGAAACUACACAUGUCAGAAAAAAAGAUAAAAGAGAUCAAAAAAAGGUUACAGCGCAAAAAAAGGAAAGAUGCUGGGGUAGUUAAAAAGAGUGCACUGUCCAAAUUAGUUGGAAUUAAGUUACCAGAAAAAGUAGAAAAAAUGGUAUUAAAAGGAGAAGAAACUAUACCAUACUUAGAACAAUUUGAAACAGAAUCAAAUUGUAACGCAGAUUGUAAUUACCUUAGUUCUAUAACAUAAAAUAUUGUCAUAAAUAUGUAAUCAUAAAUAAAUUAUAUAUAUAAA
Bombus impatiens (common eastern bumble bee) is the source of this 1544-nucleotide messenger RNA. RefSeq names its product zinc finger protein 28. NCBI's taxonomy places the organism in Eukaryota, Metazoa, Arthropoda, Insecta, Hymenoptera, Apidae. The transcript has 5 exons. The record is from RefSeq and is a predicted model, not a curated record. The coding region runs from base 393 to 1499 and encodes 368 amino acids.